Messenger RNA from Cicer arietinum (chickpea), 1677 nucleotides. RefSeq names its product protein HOMOLOG OF MAMMALIAN LYST-INTERACTING PROTEIN 5. The record is from RefSeq and is a predicted model, not a curated record. Gene Ontology annotation, cellular component: multivesicular body. Gene Ontology annotation, biological process: late endosome to vacuole transport via multivesicular body sorting pathway. NCBI's taxonomy places the organism in Eukaryota, Viridiplantae, Streptophyta, Magnoliopsida, Fabales, Fabaceae.
UAUUAUUUAUUACCGAAACGAGAAGCUUGAGUUUUUUGUACAAGGCACAAGAAAGUGAAUAAACGACGUCGUUUUUAUUGCAACAGUGUAUUCUCUCUCAGAAUUGCGAUGGCGAACGAGAACGAACCCGCGAAGCUGUUGUUACCAUACCUUCAACGCGCCGAUGAAUUGCAGAAACACGAACCUCUCGUUUCUUAUUACUGUCGAUUAUACGCGAUGGAACGUGGCUUGAAGAUUCCGCAAUCUGAACGCACCAAGACCACUAACGCUCUUCUUGUUUCCCUCAUGAAACAGCUCGAAAAGGAUAAAAAGUCAGUCCAGUUGGGGCUUGAAGAUAAUUUGUAUCUUGAGGGAUUUGCUUUGAAUGUGUUUGGAAAAGCAGACAAGCAAGAUCGUGCUGGAAGAGCAGAUUUGAACACGGCAAAAACAUUUUACGCUGCUACCAUCUUUUUUGAAAUUCUCAAUCAAUUUGGACCAGUUCAGCCUGAUCUGGAGCAGAAACAGAAAUAUGCAGCAUGGAAAGCAGCUGAUAUAAGAAAGGCUUUGAAAGAAGGAAGGAAGCCCAUGGCUGGCCCUCCUGCUGGUGACGAGGACCUGUCAGUUCCAGCGAGUUCUCCUAGCAAUAGAUAUGAUAUUGGGACUACUGAAACUUCUGCUUCCAAUGCUGAAUCAGAUUCUGAUUCAACACAUAGUUAUCAUAACCCUGUCAACUACCAGAAUAUGCCAAGCAUUCAUCCUGCACCUAAAUUCCAUGAUACUACUGUUAAUGAUACUCAAUCUUAUACACCUGGAGUUUAUCCUUCCCAAGACUUCCAUCCUUCUCCAUCUUCCCAGGAUUAUCAUCAUCCACCACCUUCCCAGGAUUACCACCAUCCUCCACCUUCCCAGGAUUACCAUCCUCCUCCACCUUCCCACGAUUAUCAUCCUCCUCCACCUUCCCACGAUUAUCCUCCUCCACCACCUUCCCACGAUUACCAUCCUCCACCUCCUUCCCAAGAUUACCAUCAUCCUCCACCUGCCAGAUCAGAAAGUUCCUAUUCUGAGCUCUACAACCACCAGCAAUACACACCAGAUCAGUCACAGAAUUUAGGUCCAAAUUACCCUUCUCAUGAAACUCCCCCUUCUUACUCUCUUCCCCAUUUUCAAUCUUAUCCAAGUUUUUCAGAAAGCAGCCUACCAUCAGUACCAGUAAACCAUACUUAUUAUCAAGGAUCUGAUGCUUCAUAUUCUUCCCAGUCGGCUCCUCUGACUACAAACCAUUCAUCAAGUGUGCAACAAAGUUCCAGCAGCAGAAAUGGAACUGUCUUGGAACCCAAGCCAACUACUAAGACAUACCAGUACGACAGUAGCUACCAGCCAGCACCUGAAAAAAUAGCAGAGGCACACAAGGCUGCAAGAUUUGCUGUUGGGGCGCUGGCAUUCGAUGACGUCUCAAUUGCAGUAGACUACUUGAAGAAAUCACUUGAGUUGCUAACAAAUCCAUCGGUUGGCCAGUAAGAUUUUAUGUAAAAAACUGGUGCUUGUAUACAUAGUAUCUUGUUUUGUAAUAUAUUUUAUUCAUUGUGCAUUAAAGCGUGAAGAAAUCCAGUAAACAUGACUUGAAUGAAAAUCGUGAAAUCUGCCCUGUGGAGUGUCUAUUUCUCGCUAAUAAUGAAGUGUUUUUGAGUUUGGUUUCUU